CACUUUUAAACAUCACAUUUGAAACGGUUCUCAAAUUUAUAUGUAAGUAACAGACCUUUUGAAAUAAAAAGGAAAAAAGGAGAGGUCAACAAAAGAAAAGAAUGCGUAGAAAUAUGUCAAUAUUAAAACGUUCAAAUCGAAGAAUAUUAUAAAUGAGGGUUAAAAUAUUAAACAUGAUCCUGACACAUCCUUAUUAUGGUUUAAAUAUAGAGGAUCCUGUGCGAUGAUUUACUAUAUAAUUUAAAAGUUUUUGUAAUCAAUACUCAAUCAAAUAUGUGUUUUGGGUACAAUUUAAUAUUUAUAUACAACAUAUUGUCUGAGUGCAAUCAUGUCCAAUUUCGUUUCUACAACAUAAUAUGAUUUUCCAACAAUUAGGCCACAGAUCAAUAAUAACUGCACGCAAUCGCUAGCGAUACAAUCUUUUCAAACAACGAAGCGGUCGUUUUAUCGGGUACACUAUUGUGUUAAUGAAAGUUUAUUUAAAAAAGGAAUGUAGUUAAAAUAAAGCUGUCUCGAUGGCGCUCGUGUAUAGCUGCUGCUUUUGGUUUUCACUUCGACUGGGAGAAAUACUUAUUGGAUUGACCGCAAUCAUUAGAGCUAUAAUAGCGUUGGUUGCUCUCUGUAUAGCUUACAAGCAACCUGAAAAUGUUAAAUAUCAAAUAUCUCUGUGGAUGACAAAUAUGAAUUUGAUUCACGUGAGCGGUUACUUAGAAAAUUUUCAAGCAGAUCCAGAGAAAUAUCUAAGUUAUGGAAUAACAUUGUGUUGUAUUUAUCUGGUUGUCUGUGUCUUAUACAUUUAUGGAGCCUAUAUGUGUAGUAACGUUACGAUGAUUCCAUUUAUAUUGGUGGAGUUGAUACAUCUUAUCAUACUUUCCAUCUUUAUAACGACAUGGUUAAUUGUUCUAAAGCAAAAUACCAUGGACAUUGGCCUCGUGAUUGGUGCCAGUGUAACUAGCGGGUUUGUGCUCAUGGGCUUAUUUUAUUUAUGGGUAUGUACCGCUACACUUCCGGUAUUGAUAAAUGAAAUCGAACAAGAAGAACAAAGAACUACAAUAAAUAAACUUCAAAAACUUCUAAAAGACAAAAAUCAACGCUUGAAACGAGGACAUUAUAAUUCGUCGUUUAAUUACGAUAACGAAGACGUGGAAAGAACGCAUUUAUUUGUUGUUCCGAGAUAUGUAAAUGCUGUUGAAAAUACUGAUGAACACUAUUAUAGAGCGAAUUUUUUACAUUAAUGUUUGUUGUUUUUCGGAU
This is a messenger RNA of Vanessa tameamea, 1254 nucleotides long. RefSeq lists its product as uncharacterized. Lineage: Eukaryota; Metazoa; Arthropoda; Insecta; Lepidoptera; Nymphalidae. The record is from RefSeq and is a predicted model, not a curated record. The transcript is spliced from 5 exons. Bases 516 to 1235 code for a protein of 239 amino acids.